This is a messenger RNA of Propithecus coquereli (Coquerel's sifaka), 1664 nucleotides long. RefSeq names its product ADP-dependent glucokinase (gene ADPGK). Gene Ontology annotation, cellular component: endoplasmic reticulum. The record is from RefSeq and is a predicted model, not a curated record. Lineage: Eukaryota; Metazoa; Chordata; Mammalia; Primates; Indriidae. Gene Ontology annotation, molecular function: ADP-specific glucokinase activity. Bases 89 to 1582 code for a protein of 497 amino acids. Gene Ontology annotation, biological process: glucose metabolic process. The transcript has 7 exons.
CGCUGGUGCCGGCGACGCCGCGCUGAGCCCGGAAGAGGCGCGGGCCGGGCGAGGAGUCUGACGGCGCCGCUGCCGCGUCUCGGUCCCCAUGGCGCUUUGGCGCGGCUCUGCGUACGCGGGCUUCCUGGCGCUGGCCGUGGGCUGCCUCUUCCUGCUGGAGCCGGAGCUGCCGGGCUCGACGCUACGCUCACUCUGGAGCUCGCUGAAGCUGGGGCCCGCGCCCCAGGGACCCGUCUCCCCCGAGGGCCGCUUGGCGGCUGCCUGGGACGCGCUUAUCGUGCAGCCGGUCCAGCGCUGGCGCCGCGUGGCAGUGGGAGUCAAUGCAUGUGUCGAUGUGGUGCUUUCAGGGGUGAAGCUCUUGCAGGCACUUGGCCUGAGUCCUGGGAAUGGGAAAGAUCACAGCGUUCUGCAUUCAAGGAACGAUCUGGAAGAAACCUUCAUUCACUUCAUGGGGAAGGGAGCAGCUGCUGAGCGCUUCUUCAGUGAUAAGGAAACUUUUCAUGACAUUGCCCAGGUUGCAUCAGAAUUCCCAGGAGCCCAGCACUAUGUAGGAGGAAAUGCAGCUUUAAUUGGACAGAAAUUUGCAGCCAACUCAGAUUUAAAGGUUCUUCUUUGUGGUCCAGUGGGUCCAAAGCUGCAUGAACUUCUCGAUGACGAUGUAUUUGUUCCACCAGAGUCACUGCAGGAAGUGGAUGAGUUCCACCUCAUUCUAGAGUAUCAAGCAGGGGAGGAGUGGGGCCAGUUAAAAGCUCCCCAUGCCAACCGAUUCAUCUUCUCUCACGACCUCUCCAACGGGGCCAUGAAUAUGCUGGAGGUGUUUGUGUCUAGCCUGGAGGAGUUUCAGCCAGACCUGGUGGUCCUCUCUGGAUUGCACAUGAUGGAGGGACAAAGCAAGGAGCUCCAGAGGAAGAGACUCUUGGAGGUUGUAACCUCCAUUUCUGACAUCCCCACUGGUAUUCCAGUUCACCUAGAGCUGGCCAGCAUGACCAAUAGGGAGCUCAUGAGCAGCAUUGUGCAUCAGCAGGUCUUUCCCGCAGUGACCUCCCUUGGGCUGAACGAACAGGAGCUGUUAUUUCUUACCCAGUCGGCAUCUGGACCUCACUCUUCUGUCUCUUCGUGGAAUGGCGUUCCUGACGUGGGCAUGGUCAGCGACAUCCUCUUCUGGAUCUUGAAAGAACACGGGAGGAGUAAAGGCAGAGCCUCGGACCUCACCAGGAUCCAUUUCCACACGCUGGUCUACCACAUCCUGGUAACUGUGGAUGGACACUGGGCCAACCAGCUGGCAGCCGUGGCUGCAGGUGCUCGCGUGGCUGGGACACAGGCCUGCGCGACAGACACCAUAGACGCCAGCCGAGUAUCUCUGAGGGCACCCCAAGAGUUCAUGACUUCCCAUUCGGAGGCAGGCUCCAGGAUCGUGUUAAACCCCAACGAGCCAGUAGUAGAAUGGCACAGGGAGGGAAUAUCCUUCCACUUCACGCCAGUGCUGGUGUGUAAAGACCCAAUUCGAACUGUUGCCCUUGGAGAUGCCAUUUCAGCUGAAGGACUCUUCUAUUCAGAAGUACACACACACCCUCACUAUUAGGAAGGUCGUGGUGGAUAAUUUUUCUAAGGAAGGAGAAGUAGCCAACUUAAGAAUUACAAAAAGAAAGUGGUUUGGAAAAUAG